Molecule: messenger RNA, 741 nt
Organism: Penicillium cosmopolitanum
Lineage: Eukaryota; Fungi; Ascomycota; Eurotiomycetes; Eurotiales; Aspergillaceae
Exons: 1
Coding region: 1-741 (246 amino acids)
Source: RefSeq, a predicted model, not a curated record
AUGCGUCUUACCACCGCGCUGAUCACUUCUAUCCUCGCCAUAGGCGUCAUCGCUAGUCCAAUCGAGGGCCGUGAUACCCAGCUCGCUCGUGAUAGAUAUCCUGAUAAGGCCUACAACGACGGCUACUACAAGGACCAUGACAAGGAUCACGAGAAGGACCACGACAAGGAUCAUGACAAGGACCAUGACAAGGACCAUGACAAGGACCACAAGAAGGACCAUGGCAUAGACUAUUACAAGAACUACGACAAGCGCCAGAAUCAGAACUAUGACUGGGACAACAAGAAGGACCACGACAAGGAUCAUGACAAGGACCACGACAAGGACCACGACAAGGACCAUGACAAGGAUCAUGACAAGGACCACAAGAAGGACCACGACAAGGACCACAAGAAGGACCACGACAAGCGCGACGACAAGGACCACGACAAGGACCACAAGAAGGACCACGACAAGGAUCAUGACAAGGAUCAUGACAAGGAUCAUGACAAGGAUCAUGACAAGGACCACAAGAAGGACCACGACAAGGACCGCAAGAAGGAUCAUGACAAGCGCGACGACAAGGACCACGACAAGGACCACAAGAAGGACCACGACAAGGACCACGACAAGGACCACGACAAGGACCACGACAAGGACCACGACAAGGACCACGACAAGGACCACGACAAGGACCACGACAAGGACCACGACAAGGACCACGACAAGGACCACAAGAAGGAUCACGACAAACACUACUGA